AUGACAAAAACAUGUAUGAAAAAAGCAUCCACAGAAAUCGCCCCUAAAAUCUCCGCUUCUCGUGUGCUAAGCAGUACUCGUAUUUCUGAGUUAAAUGAUUCCAAUCUCAGUUAUUCUUCAAAAGUAGGCAAACUAUCACGGCAUCGAUUACGUGUUGCGCUGGAUGAUGAUGAUAGUGUUAGCGAUAAAGAAAAUGACUAUACAGAUCUUGACAUAUCCACUCAUUUACCGUCUUCUAUCCCUCCAAUUGAAUCAACCAGAAUCCCACGAGGUGAAGAAUCUUCGUCAUCAUCUGAUGACGAAAGACGUUUAAAUUAUGAAUCAUCAGAACAAGAAUCUAACAGUGGUGUUACUGAAGACGAAGCGGAAUCUGUUGUCAAUGAUGAUUCUAAUGAUUCACAUGUGAGAAAUAACCGUCGUCGUGAAAAUGACCUAAAACGCGACUCCAAACGACGUGCUUACUCACCAAAUGAAAUUUCCGAAGGAUACAAUACUAAUAACCAACAUGAACUGCCGUCUGGCGCAGAUGAUGAUGCGGUGGACACUGAUGUAUUGGAGAGAUUACGUAAGAUUUCCAAAGGAGCAGCGAAACGUGUUGUCAAGAAUCCUCGUCCCAAACUUGAUCCUCAAAGAUUAUUGAGUAACAAAGGUUUGCCGGCUCUGCUGGAAGAUUUCAAAAAAGUUAAAUUUCGAGGUAAAGGCUAUGAGUUUCAAGAUUUGAAUAGACUAUUAUUUGUUUAUGAAGCAUGGAGUCAUCGUUUGGUACCUAGAAUGAGUUUUCCUGAAGUUAUAGAUCGUUUGGAAAGUGUUGGAAGUAAACGUGAAAUACGUGUUGCUUUACAUCGACUUCGUAAUGGUAUUUGGCCACCAUAUACAAGUGAAGAACAAGCAGUACCAUCUGAUAAUGAAAGCACAUCAGAACAAGAAGAUCCGGAUGUAAUAUGGAAACGGGCUUUAGAAUCUGUUCCUGAGGAUGCAAUCAAUUCUACAAAAUCACCAUCUACAAUAAAUGAUGUUUACGGAAAAGAAUUGAAUCAUAAAAAUGAAACUGAAGAUUCAACUGGCAGCUUCAACAUACAAUCACCACAAGUGCAACCAUCUACUUCAUUUGAUUUUGAGUCAAGAGCUGAAAGAAAUAAACGUUUAGCGUUAGAACGACUUGCAGCUCGAAAAGCUCGUUCUGAAACAAUUAAUAAUGGAAAAUUACAAUUGUCUACAAAUCAUAUAUUAAAAAAUGCCUUGAAAGCUGCAGUCAAUACCACCCCUCUGUUGAACAAAGCUGAUACCACUAAAUCAUUUCCAGACUCUCCUGUGAAUAAGAAAUUGGAUACUGAUGUUUCCAUCGAUAUACCCUGUUCAGAAAAUACUCAUACUGUUUCUUAUAAUGCUACUACCCCUACUAUAACACAUGACAAUCACGAGACUUCUCCUUUUUUGGAAGGAACUCCAGCCAUUCCUGACAAAUUACCAUCAGUUUUAUACGAACUGGCGUCACCAUGUCAUGAAGACGAGUCAGAUCUUGUUAUUGAUCUAAACUAGAUUUGUUACUUUGUUCAAUGUCUCGUUCCAAUGACUGGUUCAUUACUUCAUUUUUGUAUAAAUAUUUCGUCCUAUAUACCUUUUUAAUAAAAUGACAAGUUAAUAUAA
Schistosoma bovis is the source of this 1647-nucleotide messenger RNA. The record is from the annotation of a GenBank genome assembly. NCBI's taxonomy places the organism in Eukaryota, Metazoa, Platyhelminthes, Trematoda, Strigeidida, Schistosomatidae.